This is a messenger RNA of Dromiciops gliroides (monito del monte), 4459 nucleotides long. RefSeq names its product metallo-beta-lactamase domain containing 2 (gene MBLAC2). Bases 268 to 1107 code for a protein of 279 amino acids. The transcript is spliced from 2 exons. The record is from RefSeq and is a predicted model, not a curated record. NCBI's taxonomy places the organism in Eukaryota, Metazoa, Chordata, Mammalia, Microbiotheria, Microbiotheriidae.
CACCCCCGCCCCCGCCCCUCCUCUUGGCCCUGGGCCUCUCCCGCGCCCAGCCCCCCCCCUGGACUGAGCCCCCAGCCGAGCCCUCCUCCUCUCCAGACGGCGCCGACAGCCUGUGGGAGCUGCAGCUGUGUCAGUAGCCGGGGGAGAGAGAGAGAGAGAGAGAGAGAGAGAGAGAGAGAGAGAGAGAGGCCCCCGCCGUACCCCUAUCUCUCUGAUCGCACCCCUGUACCCACAUCCCCAUCCCUGCGCUCCCUCCACAUCCCCGGCAUGUCGGCCCUGGAGUGGUACGCGCACAAGUCUCUGGGCGACGGCAUCUUUUGGAUCCAGGAGCGCUUCUUCGAGUCCGGCAACCGCGCCAACAUCUGGCUGGUGCGCGGCACGGAGCAGGACGUGGUGAUCGAUACCGGGCUGGGGCUUCGAAGCCUGCCCGAGUACCUGUACUCGGCCGGCCUCCUGCAGGACCCGGACAAAGGGGAGGACUUGGUGCGGCGGCCGCUGCUGGCCGUGGCCACCCAUGUCCACUUCGACCACGCUGGCGGGCUCUACCAGUUUGACCAGGUAGCCGUGCACCGGGCCGAGGCGGACGCCCUGGCCCGCGGGGACAACUUUGAGACUGCGACCUGGCUGUCGGAGAGCGAGGUGGUGCGGGCUCCCAGCCCCGGCUGGAACGCCAGGCAGUUUCGAGUGCAAGCGGUGCAGCCCACCCACAUCCUGCAGGAGGGGGAUGUGAUCAGCCUUGGUGACAGACAGCUCACUGUUAUGCACAUGCCUGGUCACUCCAGAGGAAGCAUUUGCUUACUCGACAAAGAUCGGAAGAUUCUAUUCAGUGGAGAUGUUGUAUAUGAUGGAGCAAUGAUUGACUGGCUUCCAUACAGCCGAAUAAAUGAUUAUAUUGUCACCUGUGAGCGUCUGAUAGAAUUGGUGGACAGUGGUGUGGUAGAGAAGGUGCUUCCUGGGCACUUCAACACUUUUGGAGCAGAAAGGCUUUAUCGCUUGGCUUCCAACUAUAUUUCAAAAGCUGGGUUGUGUCACAAAGUUUCAACCUGUGCCAUGAGAUCUCUUGCAAGUUUAGCUCUGCGUGUAACCACCUCUAGGACCCCAUCCUAGUUUGGAUGUAUUGGUUUAUCAUGUAAUUGAUACUUUUAAAACCAAGCAGUUUUGUGGUUAAAAUAAUUGAUUGUGAUCAUUUCAAGAAGUGCUUUCUCAAUAUUAAGGGGAAGGGAGGGGGGAGAGAUUUGAAAAGGAAUAAGCCAAAAGAGGGAGAUUUCUUAUUUUAACUUAUUUACUUUCCACCAAAUAAUUAUAAUAAGCCUCUGAAAGAAGCUAAUAGCUUGCCAAAGCUGUUGCCUUUUAAAUGUUUGUGGGUUUUGUUUUGUUUUGUUUUGUUUUGUUUUGUUUUGUUUUGUUUUGUUUUUGGUCAUUGAAACUGUGGGGUGGUUGCAUGGGGAAGGUAUUUUGGAGAACAGGAAAGAAGAGUUAUCCAUUCCUGCCUUUGGAAACUCUCAUUUUAUUUCUUACGUGUAUUAAAAUAACUUUUGGGUUUUUUUGUGCCCCAACCUUUAUGUUUUCAGUAUUACAUUUAAAUUGAGAGAUGAAAUUUCUUCAAUUUAAAACCUAUUUGAACUCAAUGUGAAACAUAUUAUAUAGCUAUUUAUAUGACAGCUGAAACAUUUCACUACUGUAGGGACUGGAUUCAUGUGUGCCAUGAUUUAUUUAUUCUUUGUGUAACUUAUUAAUGAAAUAGUCACUGUCUAUGAUGUGUUUAUUUUAUUUAUUUAAAAAAAUAGUAAAGUGCACUUGGGGUUGAUGCAAUGCUUUAUAAAACAAAUACUUCAGUAAAAAAGACUGAAAAUAUAUUGUUAUAAUUGAAGUGUUAUAUUUUGCAAAUAGUGAAAUUUUAAGUGUGCAUAUUUAAAUGCAAGUGUUUAGAUUUCUUGAAAGGACACUGUCAGGUAUACUUAAAAAUAUGUGAUUUGAAAUAAUUUCCUUCACUUCCUUCUGGUCUGGAAGGAAAAGUUAAAAAAUUGAUCUUGGAACAUUCUGUCUUUGGGAAACACUUCAUGUGAAAUCUUGGAACUCUUUUUUUUUUUAAUGUGUAAUCUUGAAAAAAAACCCACAGGUAUUUUACUUGGUCCUUUGUCAUAUGGUGCAUUAAAGGGCUCAUCAAAUUAAUCUCAAUGUGUAAAUCAGAUAUUAAUCUUUUCCUGAUUCACAGAACUGAUUCUUGUCUGAUGGGUUUUAAAUCACCUACAACCUUUGGUUGAAAUGGAAAGAUCACAUUUGCACAGUUUAAACAAAAGCUAGACUAGUAUUUAGUGAUGCAUUUUGGUGUGUGUGUGUGUGUGUGUGUGUGUGUGUGUGUGUGUGUGUGUGUGUUACUUUGGAGAAACUUAAAAGAGUUUUGUAAACUCUCAUUACUGCUUUUCUAGUACUCGAAUUCCUGAAUUCAAACUGGGACAGUUACAUGAAACUAAAUUUUAGCAGUGAUGGACUAGAGUUUCUGAAACAGUGUGAAACUCUCUUUCCCCAAAAAUUCUCCAUAUUCAUUCAUUUAAACAGAAUUUAACCAUCGAUCAUAAGUACAACAUUAUGCCAGGAACCAUGGGGAAAUUAUAACAGGAGUUAAAAUGGGGUUUCAGCCCUCACAGAACUCAUGGCUAAGCUAGAGCAAACAUAUGAGAGAGCGGGAUAGCAAUGCAAAGUAAGAAUAACAAACAACAAAAAAAGGUAGUGUACAUGAGUACUGAGAAACAGAACAAAUAAGUGAUGUUUAUAUGAUGAUUAACUAAAGAAAGCUCAUGAGAAGAGAUGAAUAAUGAGCCAGAUUUUGAAGGAAGGGAUGGUUGUAGAUUGGCAAAUUACUUCUUUACAUCAAACAUCCCUUAUGCUGAUUAAAUAGGUUUAAUAGAAGAUUUUCAGUAUGUGCAGUAUUCAUGGUUCUUGGGGGAGUAACAAGAGGCAGCAAUACUGCUUUAUGUAAGAGCCUAUAAAAAUGAAUAUCUUUUCUAUCCUGUUUUCUUGUAGCCAUAUGAGUAAUUGAAGACAAGGAAAGUAGGGGGUUCAAGGCUGUAUAAAACUCAUUGUGGUUUUUGUGUUCUCACUAACCACUCACACAGAGCCAUAAUGCUCAUCAUCUGGAAUCAAAGAAACCAGACAGUUGUUUGAGUACAUAUAAAUAAAGAUUGUGUCUGUGCUGUGUGAUCUCUUGCAAGGUCAGUUCUCUGUGUAACAAGUAUCAUGUCCUAAUCUAAAUUGAUCUUGUAAUUGAAUCUAUCAAUUAAAACUAAUUAAUUUUGUAGGCUUUAAAAAUAACUCAGUGUCAUCAAAAAAAGUUUUCAUAUAAAAAAGUGAAGAUAAAAUUGGGUAUUUCUUAGAAUGAUCACUUUUUAAGAUUGGAUUUUGAAGUUUAUAUGUGAAUAUUAAGAAUUUCGGGGGCAGCUAGGUGGCACAGUGGAUAAAGCACUGGCCCUGGAUUCAGGAGUACCUGAGUUCAAAUCCGGCCUCAGACACUUGACACUUAGUAGCUGUAUGACCCUGGGCAAGUCACUUAACCCCCACUGCUCCGCCAAAAAAAAAAAAGAAUUUCAGUAUUAUAUUGAGAAUUAUUGUGGUAGUAUCUGUGAAGCCAUGAGCAAAAUUACUAAAUGGCUUUAGAGAGAGCCAUUAUUUUUACACUGGUUAUAAAAAAGUAAGCUCUAAACCCUUAAAUCACUGAAGACCCUAUUAGCUAUUAGGGUUUUAUAUCAUUUUCUCUUGAAGAAAUAAAGGUUUUAGGUUUACACUUGUAAUGAAAAUAUCCAAAAUUCAUUAGGGAAUGGGGUGCUUAUUUGGUAGAUGAAUAAGGUUUCAAAACAUUUAAACUGAUGUAUGUUAAACUACAUUACUCAAGAUUGUAUUACUGUACUACUGUUGAAACUUGUGAAAAGUCUGGCUUGGUAGAACAAAUUUAACAAAGUGUAUUUUUACUCUCCAUGAUAUGGGAUGUGCCAAGACUAAAACAAAUGAAAAAACCCUAAGCAUUUUCCCAAUAUAUGUACAUUUGUAAUAUGUAUAUUUUCACCCUGACAGUGACCCUUUAAUAUUAACAUACUUUAUUACUUUAAAAAAAGUUAAAUUGUAAGUUGUAAAAAUUGAAAAUAUUUAGAAAUCAUUUUUAUUCUUUAAAUUGGUAGUGCUGUGUCUUUGGUAAUCCAGUUUCCUUACUGACUUUCCAUGUUAAAAAAAAAAGGGAAAGAAACUUUGAUCUCUUUUCCAUCAACUGUAAACUAUACAUAAUUGAUGUUAAAGCAAAAAUGUUUAAGCGUCUUUGUUCUUGGAUAUAAUCUGAAUGUAAUAUUCUCAAACUGUCUGCUUGUAGUUUUCAGAUGAGUGUAAAUUUAAAACAUAUAAUAAAUAUUUAAAGGGAUACAGUAUUUCCUUGAAAUUCAAUGAGUGAUUCUAUGCUUGAUAUUUUUUAAAA